Messenger RNA from Penicillium psychrosexuale, 315 nucleotides. RefSeq lists its product as uncharacterized. Lineage: Eukaryota; Fungi; Ascomycota; Eurotiomycetes; Eurotiales; Aspergillaceae. The coding region runs from base 1 to 315 and encodes 104 amino acids. The record is from RefSeq and is a predicted model, not a curated record. The transcript is spliced from 2 exons.
AUGUCACCGGCACUUGCAUUCUAUUAUAAGAUCGCAGGUCAUAGGAAGGAAGCUGCACGCCACGUCACCCGCCUAGGUGCUGAGCGAGUGAUUCUGAGCGUUCGCAAUGUUCCAGUAGGAGAAAAGGCGACAGUAGAUAUCGAGAAAUUCACCGGCCGCUCAGGUAUAUGCGAAGUGUGGAAGGUUGAUCUCUCGUCAUUCGAAUUAGUACUUACCUUCGGCAAUCGACUGGUAAAGCUGCUGAAACUCGAUACUACGAUCUUGAAUGCAGUAAUCGCCACGAUGGAGUUCAGUACCGCCGAAGGCUAUAAGUGA